AUGAAGGAGUGCGAGUACCAGCAGAUCCGCCCCGGGGCCGCCCCGCCGCCGCCGCCCAGCGCCCCCCACUCCGGCUCCGGGCCGCCCCCGACGCCCCGCAGGCUGAGCUCGGGCCCGGGCCCCGCCGCCGCCGCCGCCUCCUUCUCCACCGCCUCCGUGCGGCCGUGCCGCAAAUGGGAGGUGUUCCCGGGCCGCAACCGCUUCUACUGCGGCGGCCGCCUCAUGCUGGCCGGGCACGGCAGCGUCUUCGCGCUCACCGUCGUGCUCAUCGUCACCACCACGACGCUCUUCUUCAUCUUCGACUGCCCUUUUCUGGCCCGCCACCUGACCCUGGCCAUCCCCGUCAUCGGGAGCAUGCUCUUCUUCUUCGUCAUGAGCUGCCUGCUGCAGACAAGUUUCACUGAUCCUGGGAUCCUGCCCCGAGCUACUCCCAACGAGGCAGCCGCCCUGGAGAAACAGAUUGACAGCACCGGCAGUUCCACCUACAGGCCUCCCCCGAGGACCAAGGAAGUGACAAUCAAUGGGCAGGUGGUGAAAUUAAAAUACUGUUUCACCUGCAAGAUGUUUCGGCCCCCCCGGACCUCACACUGCAGUGUGUGUGACAACUGUGUGGAGCGGUUCGACCACCACUGCCCUUGGGUGGGCAACUGUGUGGGAAAACGGAAUUACCGCUUCUUCUAUGCCUUCAUCCUCUCCCUGUCCUUCCUGACCUCCUUCAUCUUUGCCUGUGUCAUCACCCACCUGACUCUGCGUUCUCAGGGAGGCACCUUCCUUGACACUCUGAAGGAGACACCAGCAAGUGUGCUGGAGCUGGUGAUUUGCUUCUUCUCCAUCUGGUCCAUCUUGGGCCUCUCAGGGUUUCACACUUACCUCGUCGCCUCGAACCUGACAACCAAUGAAGACAUCAAAGGCUCGUGGUCCAGUAAGAAAAACAUGGAGGCUUCCACCAACCCCUACAGCCAUAAAAGUGUCGUUGCCAACUGCUGCGCUGUGCUCUGUGGGCCUCUGCCCCCCAGCUUGAUUGACCGGAGGGGCUUUGUGCAGCCAGACACCGAGUUGCCGUCUCCUAGCAAGAAGGAGGAGCCCACCUGUGAAGCCAAGCCAGACGGCAGCAUGGUAGGAGGCCUCCCCUAGAGGAGCUGAGUGCUUGCCAGCCUGCCAGUCCCUCCUCCCUGCACCCACUGCCUCCCUGUGCCUGCUGGACCCGCCUCUGCCCCCUGGGCCAGAGCUACCCAACACCCAAGUCAAGCCUCCUCUCCUUUAUUUUGGCACUGCCCCCCCACGGCUGUUCCUGAGCUCUUCUGUUGCUGCCCCUCUCACACCUCAGGGGAAUGCCCCUCCACCAAGUCCAGGAGCCAUGUGGAAAUGGCCAGAGACUGCCUACUGGCUCACAGCGGGGAGCCUGGUCAUAGUUGGGGCUGGGGCUGGGAGGGACAUGUGCCCACUUUGCCAUAGAGAACCAGUGUCUUUGCCUUUUAUACCCACGUCUACACUAAGAAGGUCUCGCCCUGUAUAGAUGGAUGUGGGUGUGAGUGGGCUCCGGGCCUUGCUGAAACCAUGGGCAGCUGUCACAGUGACAGGGGGCCAUGAAGGCUCAGCAGGUUGAAGAGCAGAUCUUAGGGCCUGGGACACUUCCCAGGGCUUGGGGGUUGCCUGUGUCUCUUCUCAGAAAGGAGCCAGAGCCACCUGAUAGUGGGGGUAGGCAGGGUGUCCAGUGCCAGCAGGAACUUGAUUGGGGGUGGGGGCGAAGGGCGUCCCUAUUUGAGGCUCCUUGGAACAAGUGAACCAAGCAGUGAGAGCCCUCCCCUCGUUCCCCCCAGUCUGGAUCCAGGGACCGUACACCAGGCUGCCCUACCUCCCUGGUGUGGGUGAGUCACACGCACAUUCACACACAUGCACACAAACACACACGCUGGCAAUACUUGAAACGGGUUUUACUGAAGCUGCUGGGUAUUUUGCACAAUUUUAUAGAACUCUUUUCUACAUAGAAUUUUUAAAAGAAAAAAAAUCCUCAGCCCCGUUGUUGUUUCUCUAGUGCUGGGUGGUGUUGGCAAGAGGCAGGUUGGUUUUGUGAUUUUGUUACGAGAGACCUUAUGGUUUGUUGUAAGUGUAUCUGGCUGUGUGUGUGUGUGUGUGUGUGUGUGUGUGUUUUCAUUUGUGCAUGCCUGGCUGAUUGCUUGGAUGGCUCCCACUCCCCCACAUGCCUGCCCUGCGUUUUGGCUUUUUUUUAAAUUCCCACCCCACCUGUGGGGAUCUGAGCCUAGCAGAAGCAGGCUGGGGUGCCAUAUGAGCCAUGGGAGCUGAGAGAGUGAAUGAGAAAGACAGAGACGUGUGUGUGUGUGUGUGUGUGUACACAUACUAGUUGUGAAUGGCAACUUGAAGUUCCCGAGGGGGGGCCGAGUCCCCAUUCUGGGUGUCCUCCCACACUCCCUUCCCACCCCACACUCCCACCUCCCAACCACUGACUUUGAUGUCAGAAACCUGGUGGCUGGGUGACGCCAGGGCUGCCCCCCCUUCCCCAAGCUGGGCUUCCGGCCUGAAAUCUGCCCCAACAGGCCAAAGUGCAUUUGGGUGGGGUUUUGGGAGUAUCAAGAGAUUUGAACAAUCCUGGAAGAGCAUGAGCGGCUGGAAGCAGCUGAGAAUGGCAGCUCAGCUGACUGCUGCCCCUCAGCCUGUGACUGGGGGCGGGGGCGGGGCAGGGGCCGGGGCCGGGGCCGCUGGACGGAAAGAAUGAGCCAAGCUCUAGCCUGGGAGAUUGAGCCCCGGGCUAGCGUUCAGCCCAGCCCCUUCCCUCUAUGAGCUGCCCAGAGCCGUAGCCCCUCUUAGGAGUAGGUGAGAACCUCAGGACUGUCCUGGGUCCUCCACCCAUCCAUCGAGGCCUUUUAGCUGUGGGCCUUCCACGAUGCUGCAGCACUCCCAUUAAUGGUCCCUCCAGGCCAGGGGGCAGAGGCUUGAAGAGCCAGUUUGUCUAGAAGUGGCAGUUGCCCAGGGAACUCACGGAAAGCUCAAAGUGGCCUGGGCGUCAGUAUCCUUGGCCCUGCAGAGGAGAACGGGGGAGCUGGCUUGGGGCGGGGGGAGCCCAUCUGCCUUUCAUUGAGGCCAGUGUUCUUUGUUCCUGCCUGUAAUAAAAUUUUUAUUUUUAAGAGUUGA
Molecule: messenger RNA, 3150 nt
Organism: Vombatus ursinus (common wombat)
Lineage: Eukaryota; Metazoa; Chordata; Mammalia; Diprotodontia; Vombatidae
Gene: ZDHHC18
Product: zinc finger DHHC-type containing 18
Exons: 8
Coding region: 1-1134 (377 amino acids)
Biological process (GO): peptidyl-L-cysteine S-palmitoylation; protein targeting to membrane
Cellular component (GO): endoplasmic reticulum; Golgi apparatus
Molecular function (GO): protein-cysteine S-palmitoyltransferase activity
Source: RefSeq, a predicted model, not a curated record